Sabethes cyaneus is the source of this 2951-nucleotide messenger RNA. Its product is annotated as protein peste-like. The record is from RefSeq and is a predicted model, not a curated record. The transcript is spliced from 7 exons. Gene Ontology annotation, cellular component: cytoplasm; membrane. Gene Ontology annotation, molecular function: scavenger receptor activity. Lineage: Eukaryota; Metazoa; Arthropoda; Insecta; Diptera; Culicidae. Bases 644 to 2269 code for a protein of 541 amino acids.
GCUAUGCAGUUGUGCGCGACAUCGCCAUCAUCAUUAUUAUCAUAACCGUUACCGUCAUCGAUGCUCUGAUUGCUGGCGAAAUAUUUAAUAACCGUAAUACUACGGUAGGUAAUCGCGGUUUUUUUCGAUUGCUUGAGUCUAAUCAACGAGUGUUUGGUUAAAAUUUGAGAUCACUUCGACUGAUUAGAGCUAGCGGAUCGAGUCCGGUGCGGUCGGCUGUGAAAAUUUCCCCUGCCAAGCGAAGCAGAUUUUCAUUGACAAUUCGGUACCUACGUGUUGCUAAAUUUACGUUUUAUGUGCGUUUCGAGUUGGUGAAAAAAAGUGCAAAACAAAGAAUUGUUUUUUACUUUCGGCUGCCUGCCUGAAUGCAAAGGAGUACAAGCUGUUUCGCGGAUUUCGUUGUGAUUGUAUUUGUGAAUUAUUCAAUCUGCUGUGCGAGUUGCAAAGGAUGCAAGUAGCUGGAUCAUAGUGUGCCCUGGGGAUAUGAAUUUUGAUUUCAGUAUUUGAUUGCUCUUUGUUUACGUUCGAGUGCAUCGUGAUAUUCCAGGAAGAAUUAUAUUUCAGAUCAUUUGAAACAACCAUCAACCUGUGAAAGGGAAAACUACUACUAAGCCAUUAGGACCUAGAAUCUACCUCAAUCAAAAUGCAUUUAAAAGAGCUCUGCAACCGAAGGUGCUUGCUGACAUCCGGUGGAGUAAUCCUGAUUGCACUCGGCGUCUUUUUCACCUUCUGUUUCCAGGCUAUCUUCUUGGAUAUACUGCACGAGGAACUAAAACUUCGACCCACAUCUAGGGGGUACGAUGCAUGGGUUUCACCGCCGUUCCCCCUAUCGAUGGAUGUGUACUUUUUCAACUGGACCAACCCGGCAGACUUGAGAAAUCACAGUACCAAACCGAUCCUGGAAGAGCUAGGGCCCUAUCGGUUUACCGAACGACCGGAGAAGGUGGACAUCGUGUGGCACGAUCACAACGCAACCGUCAGCUAUCGGAAGAAAAGCGUGUACUUCUUCGACGAGGAGGGAAGCAACGGCACGCUGGAUGAUGUGAUUAGCAGCAUCAAUGUGGUCGCUCUGUCAGCGGCGAACCGAGCACGUACGUGGAACUACGUCAAACAGAAGAGCGUCUCGAUGGGACUGACCCUGUACGAUCAGGACGUGUUCGUGAUGAAAACGGCCGGCGAGCUGCUGUUCGACGGGUACGAGGACAAUAUGGUCCUGAUGGGAAAGCAGCUGUUCGAUGCCAGCGAAGUGCCGUUCGAUCGCGUCGGAUGGUUCUACACGCGCAAUAAUUCGGCCGACCUAAUCGGACACUACAACGUUCACACCGGAGUGGAUGACAUUGCGAAGAUCGGCUCGAUGGCCCAGUGGAACUACAAACCGAGGACGAAUUUCUUUUCCGACCAUUGCGGGAUGCUAAACGGUUCGGCUGGUGAAUUCUAUCCGCCAAACUUGUCGAAAGAUGUUCCGAUUCAGUUGUUUACACCCGAUAUGUGUCGAAGUUUACCGCUGGACUUCGAACAGGAGGAGGAAAUUGCCGGCAUCCGAGGGUUCAAGUAUGCCGGGGGUCCACGGACGGUGGACAAUGGUACCAAGUUUCCGGAAACGGCUUGCUUCAGUUCCGGGGAAAUUGUACCUUCCGGUGUGCUGAAUAUUUCGUCCUGUCGCUUUGGAACGCCCGUGUUUAUGUCUUUUCCGCAUUUCUACGGUGCAGAUCAGUAUUAUCUGAACCAGGUGGAAGGCUUGAGUCCGGACAAAAGCAAACAUCAGUUCUAUAUGACAAUGGAACCGACAACGGGAAUUCCACUGGACGUUGCGGCUAGGCUGCAGUUGAACAUACUCAUGGAGUCUCACCCUAACAUAGCCCUAUAUGAGGACGUCAAGCGAGUGUUCCUGCCGGUGCUGUGGUUCGAACAGCACGUCACGAUGCAGCCGGAAUUUGUCAGUGAAAUUGCACAAGCUCUCAGCAUUCCAAAAACCGCCCGUAUCUGCGGUAUUGUUUUGCUCGCUUUGGGCACGGUUAUGCUCGCGUGGUAUCCGGUAGAACGAAUGCUUACCCUGAAUCGACGGCGGAACGCCGUAAACGAUACCGCAGGUACGGAGAAAGUUUUGCUCCAACAAAACCUUGCCAAGACAGCGAUCCUUUUGCCGGAAAAGGAAAAGGAAGCCACCGGCAAUGGUAAGCUGCACCAGGCGACGAUCGUCGAGUCGCAUCCGCUGAUCGAGACCAAACCGUUGCGACUGGUCAGCGAGAAUGGCAUCACGAAGACGUGAAACCCGAUGUCCGAAGCAGCAGCCCGGGCGCUGCGACAAACUACCAAAAAGACUUUCUUCCUCCAGUUUUGUGCGUGGGACCGGAGUGGGAAGAAGCGUUCCAGUUCUCUGAAUUUACUUUUAGGAGGUUAGCUGUUAAGGUACCUGUUUGUAUUGAAAGAAGAACACAAAUUGUUUUGUUGUGUGUUGACGAGUGCGGCAGGGAACAAUCCCUAAAAGAAUAUCACCAUACAGGAAACGGAAGGAUUCCUCUAAGUUUAGGCUAAGUUGCAUGUUACCAGUAAAUCAUAGUCAUGUAGAGACAUUUAGGAAAAAAAAAUCCGGAAACCGCGAACAAAGUGCCAGUACAAGUAUCAGAUGGACCAAAGUUGCCACUUUUUUACGAACAUUUUUAAGAAAUUUUCCAAUGCCUUACUACGGUACAGUUCCUGUGUUGGAGGUGACAAAAUAAAGAAUAUGUUAAACAGUAGGAUGACAGCACCGUACUAGCGUACAGUAUCGGUUGAAUUGGUAAGAGACAAAUUUGAUUGAACUACUUUUAUACCGAACAUUCACGAACACUUGCUUCAAGUGAUCAAAUACCGUAAGUGGAUAUUUUUUACGUAGAAUAUUGUGCAUACAUGUUAAGUAACACAUGCAAACAAACUUUGUACAGAAAUGAUGAUAAUAAUAGCACUGUGAG